Molecule: messenger RNA, 2307 nt
Organism: Bursaphelenchus okinawaensis
Lineage: Eukaryota; Metazoa; Nematoda; Chromadorea; Rhabditida; Aphelenchoididae
Source: the annotation of a GenBank genome assembly
AUGGGUCGACAUUUGGGUAAGAUUUGAAUAAGUUUUUAAUCAGAAAAUAGCAAUUAUUAUUAGUUGAUUUUGAUUAUUAACUGAAAGUAGAUGUUUUAACACUAUUUAAAUCUAAAAAUUAGUUUCGACCUUUGUUUGUCGAUUAGUUUUGGCAUGAUUCAUGUGGACCUCUCAUAUUGCACUAGGCCGAAAAGUGUCGAAAACAAGGCUGUAAUCGUUUCUUCUUAUGAAAGUUAAUGUUUUUGUAAACACAAUGUACUCUUCCGUCUUUUUUACGUCUUUUGCAUCGUUUUCAUAGGUUUCUAUUGACUUUGGCAUACUUAUUUUAUCAAUACUUUGAACAACAUUAUAAAAUAUGUUUAUUGUUGAAAAAAUUAAAUUUGAAAUGCCGCUAAAAUGUAAUAUAGUUAAUGAGUUGAAAACUGAAUACGUUGGUUAUAGUAAUGUACUGUUUGGCUCCACAGACUCAGAGUCACCCGCCUCAUGCCGAACCUGCUCCCGGCAAUCCUUCCACAAGUCAAGAUAAUGUCAAACAUGAGAACGAUGAAAUCGAUAUUCAGGUAUGUUUUUAGAUCUUUUUGUUGUUGAAUGUUUAGAUUUGGUUAGAAAGUAAGAAUUGAAUGAAAGUGGAUUUAAAAAUUGCGUUUUUUGACACAAAAAGUUUAAUGUUGUUGUGUAUGGCUAAAAUUUUGAUGUUGUAGUAUAGUUUGAGCUGAAAACUGAAAGUCUAUGGUUAAAUUGGUUUUAUUAAAUGGUUUUUAAAAAAAAUAAUAUUGAAUGACCUCGGAAACCGUUAAAACACUUUUUGAUAGUAUGAUAACUUACUAAAUAGCGUAUACAUCAAUAGAUUUCACAUAAAAAUCACUUUAAUGUUUUGUUUUCAUCUGUUUUCUAUGUCAACAUAGCUUUAUCUAAACUUUUCAAAAUUCGAGCUGAAUUACGAAAGGUUUUUUGAAAUUCAAGGCCAUGGGCAUGAAAACAUAAAUAACAUGUGUUUUGUGUAGGCCGUAAAGAAAGAGGGCUAAAUUGUUUUUUGAAUACUGAUUCUGACGUAAAAAGCUCUGUUGGGCAUGGAGAAUAUGUGAUUUUGAUAGAUAUUGAUAUAAAAAACAAGAUUAAUAGCAUUUUUUGUGAUUUAACAGCUGGACUAUUGUUUUUGAAGAAGUAUUUUUUAUACUUCAUGCUUUUAGAUAACAAUUUUGUUUUAAAAUUUCAAAUUUAUGUUGUUUUAGAUCAGAAACGUGGUGUGCAACUAUUCGUUGCCAUUACACAUUGAUUUGCGGAAGGUAGCGUUGAACAGCGGGAACGUGACAUUCGACCGUGAUCGUGGCGUUCUCUACAAACAGAAACGGAAUCCACAAUGUCACGUCAAGGUCUACAGUAGUGGCAAUGUCUACAUUGUGGGAUGUCGAAGGUAAGUUAAGAUUUUUUGUGUUUUUUCAACUUUAGGUAUAUGUUAAGGUUAAUAGAGCGCAUGAAGGUCUUAAACUCACUUUUUUGAUAGCGAAAACUAAUUUUAAAAUUUCAGCGAAGAAGACUGUCGCCGUGCUGCCCGUUCCGUGGGUCGCAUGAUCCAACGUUCGAUGGGCCUUCUGAACGCCAAACUUCGUCUGCGCGACUACAAGAUAUGCAACGUGCUCGCCACAUGCCGUCUGCCAUUCGGAGUGAAGAUUGAGGAAAUGGCGGCCAAAUACAAGGAAGCCCAAUACGAACCCGAGCUUUCGGUGGGAUUGGUGUGGAAGUACGUGGACCCGAAGGCGUCGCUACGGAUUCACACGACCGGUAGCAUAACGAUAACUGGAGGUAGGGGGUUUUGGAUGGUAGGGUUGGGUAGGGUAUUUCUUUUCUGAAAUAUAAUUUUUUUGUUUUGGGGGUGGAGGAGGAAAGUUUUCAAAAUUUUUUUCUUUUUUAGGGCUAUUUAAAAUAAAAACAAUAGAAAAUCUAAUACAGUUGAACUCCUGCUUACUUAACUAUACUUUAUUGCCAGCUAGACUUCUCUUGAUAUUACCUAUAAUAAUAUAACUUUUCCCCCUUUCAGCAACAUCAGCCGAAGGCGUGAUGCGUGCCAUCCAAAUGAUCUACCCCAUCGUGCAGGAGUUCCGCUGCUCCCUCCGCCACCGCGUUGAACGCACCACCGGCCCCAGGAAGCGUGUCGCCGCCGAACAGUUGCCGGCCGAAUUCGCCAUAGCGCGACGACCACGCCUAAAACCGAUCGCGCACAACGAGGGCGAAGAGGACGACCCCCAUAAUUCGGCCGCCUUCAACCCGUUCGACGACGAGGAGGAGCUCUACGACGAGCUCAUGUAA